AUGAACGGCACCUCGACUCACCACAUCGGCGCUGUCGCAGGGUAUGCUGCAUCAGCUUCGUCCCGCGCCACUGGCCCCUCCGGCGUCUCUGCUUCCGGGUCAAAGAAGUCUGCAAGCGAGGGGACUGACAAACAUCCUCCGGCAGGAUACGUCACCAUAAGCAACAAUCUCCUCGCUUCUCUGCGUCCGACAAAGGUCUUCAGACCAGCGCAACCUGCCGCAUUGUCCAAGCAUGACGCUACAACAGAGCAAGUGGGUAGCUUAACGCACAGCGACCAGUCGAAGCUGCCGCACAUUACCAGCAUGUGCUUCGAUGAUCGAGGAGAGCAUCUGGUCACAGCGGCGGAGAACGAGACAUUUCAGGUGUACGAUUGUCGGAAGGGCAAGUGAGUAAAGGAACAUCGAUUUUGACGGUGCGCUCAGUCGUCGACCAAAUAGUCGUUCGAGGAAAGUUUGAACAUGCUGAGUGACCUGGCGCAUGCUGAGCGGGCAGGACUUGGUCGAUUGACUGUUAUCACAUCCUUCUGCUUCUCUAGGAGCACUCGGACACUCUACUCCAAAAAGUACGGAGUACAUCUGACGCGUUUCACACACACCAACUCUGCCAUCAUCCAUGCUAGUACUAAGGAAGAUGGUGAGCUCCUUGCUCGACUAGGUACAGCUCAGUCACGCUCAACAUGAUUGGGCUUCGACGCGCAGACACCAUUAGGCAGCAUUCGCUUGAAAAGAACACAUAUCUUCAAUAUCACAGAGGUCACAAGGCCAAGUGAGUCGCUUCGAGUACACGAAUGGGACCUACUGCAGACUGAGAAGUGCUUCGGCUCGGUAGGGUCACCACACUCCAGAUGUCGCCCUUGGACGAAACCUUUCUCAGCGGCGCUGUGGAUGAGUCUGUGCGGCUUUGGGAUCUCAGAUCUUCCCACACUCAGGUGAGGAUAGUGGUCGCUGGAAGGGGCCCCCCUCAAUCUCGUUAUGCAAACUCAACAAGCUGGGACUGCUCCUUUGUCAAGGGUCUGAUGCGGGUGAAAGGUCACCCGAUUGUAGCGUACGACUCAACAGGUCUGGUUUUCGCCCUUACCAUCAGCGAAAGAGCGCUCGUUUUGCUCUACGACGUACGCUCAUUUCACCUAGUGAGCAUAGCAGUACGAGUCAUGUGUCACUUGGGCACUUGACGAGCGAUCUGCUAAUGGGGAUUCCCUUCAUUCUAUCUCUCAAGACGCCUUUUCUGAGCAUUGCGCUUCCAGAAAGGACUGUGCCUACUGCAUUGGCCUUCAGUCCGAGCGGGACUUCGGGCUCUGACGGCUCGUUGCUGCUCGUUGGAACAGCCAACGACACGCUCUACAUCCUAGACACUCGUGCAGGGGUCUUGCGAUUUCGUCUGGUAGGUCAUCAAGGCUUGCAAGAUGUUGCAGGAGGCAUGGGUGCGACUGAAGCGAUCCAAGAAGCGGGGAUAUCGGGUCAAGAGUUCAGUUGGUCCGCGGAUGGCGCUUUCAUUGUUGCAGGUGAGGGUCACCUUGUCCGCGCUCCGAUGGCGUGACGCUUGUAAUCCUCACAAUCACCUUUUCCUGCGCUGACAGGCACCUCGAGCGGAGACGUGCUUUACUGGGCUAUCCCGGCUUCCGCUCAGGCAUCCCUCACUGAACCGAUCGACAUCCAUCCUUUCAAAAGUUCACAGCGUCACUCAAGCGGCGCCAUCCGGUCCUUGGCCUUCAAUCCGCGAGCCGCAAGUGAGUCUCACGCCGAGGGGAGUAAUGCUCUGCACGCGAUCAGCAAAGCUUCAGCUGAUAGCAUCUCAAAUUGCUAGUGCUCGCCACUGCCAGCCAUGAUCUCACAAUGUGGCUGGUUCCACCUCCCGAAGAGUAG
This is a messenger RNA of Ceraceosorus bombacis, 1863 nucleotides long. The record is from the annotation of a GenBank genome assembly. NCBI's taxonomy places the organism in Eukaryota, Fungi, Basidiomycota, Exobasidiomycetes, Ceraceosorales, Ceraceosoraceae.